AUUGCGAAGUCUGAGUCAACACUCCAAACAUGGAACUGAUCAUCAACACCAGAGAUACAUCCAGUUCCAAGGUGAUCAUUCAGCAUCUCCUCAAUCAAGUCACAAUAAUUGUCUGUCACUCGUGAUCUAGGAGAGGACCAUGGUAUGGAUAAUUUCCGGGCACAAUAUUCCUUGUACCAGUGGACAAUAUCUCCCAUUUCUGCAACAAUUGAGGGUACCAGAACCUCUUCUUCAUCAUGUGGCCAUGAGUCAGAGGUAUGAGAUUCAUCAAUCAACACAAAACCUUUCUACAGGAUCCCCAGGAUAUGGUCCACAGGCAUCUAAGCGCUUCUCACUCCAAUCCUCAAGGAAAUGGCCAAUAGGACAUUCAACAAUUCCCUGGGCAAACUUCAAGGUCCAAGUUUGUGACUUUGAUACCUCACUUGGGAGCCCAAAAGGAUCUCCAUGCUGCAAGAUAGAAGGAUCUCGUGUUUGUACAGGAUCCAGUAGAUUAAAACCCACUCUAUCAAUAGACAGUGAGUUAAAUCGGAUGCUAGAGGAGGCAAGGCCAGGAGGGCGGGAGCGACUCCCAGAAGCGACCAUGCCAUUUCGGGGACAAUUGCGUUCUAAAUGGCCCUUCUCAUGACAUUUAAAGCAGCGACCCUCAGCCAUUAGCUCAUUCUUUGUUGGCCCAGAUGAGCUCUGUCCACUAG
Molecule: messenger RNA, 692 nt
Organism: Guyanagaster necrorhizus
Lineage: Eukaryota; Fungi; Basidiomycota; Agaricomycetes; Agaricales; Physalacriaceae
Exons: 3
Coding region: 140-625 (161 amino acids)
Source: RefSeq, a predicted model, not a curated record